UCCUUAAAUUUAGAGAGUAGUCUUCAAUUUACUCUGUUUUUCUAUGGGAUUUGUUUACCAAACAUCCAUUUACGACGAAAUUCUUUCAUCUGGAUCAUUUGGCAAUUAUUCCGAUGAAAUACAAUGGAAAAUCAUCAAGAUAAAAAACCCUUAUCGAUUGAUGUGAAUUUCAGUUGUCAACGAUGUUGUCAGCCAUUACGACUACAUCAAACUUUGAAUAAUAUAACCAAGGAAACGUUUCAAGAUCUAAUUUCAAGAAAUCGAGAUUCAUCAUCAUCCGAAGAUAAAACGACGGGAAUACGAAUCGAUGACGAUAAUCCAUCCGGUUCCAAUGAUGGGCCCAAAUCCGAUUCACAUGUCAUAUAUAAAACAAUACAUUCAUUUCGAAAUAAAAAACUCAACGACUGUGAUUAUAGUUUAAUCAAUCCGGUUACUGAUUCCAAUAAUGGUUCAUUACCAUCCACGCUGGUCACAUCAACAUUGCUUUCCGGUUUUGAUCAAUCAUCAAAUACACAUAGUAAAAGUAGUAAAGAUCUUAAAUUACAAAUUCAAUUGUUCGAUAUAUUAUCUGAUCAAUCGGAUAUUGAUCAUCCAUUAUGUGAAGAAUGUGCUGAUUUUGUUAUCGAACAAAUGGACAAACAGCUGAUGAUAUUAGAACAGGAAUGUAAUGAAUUCAGUGAAUAUAAGAAAAAAAUCGAACAAGAUAUAUCAUCGAUCACCACCGAUGAAGAAGUGAACAAUCUACAAGCUAGAUUGAAAGAAUUAUACCAGACACAAUCAGAUUUGAUUGUCGAAUUGAAAGAUCUCAAUGAGCAACAACAAUCGUUGGAUAAACAAUUGAAGCAGUCAAAAAAUGAAUUGAAACAAUCGGAAAUUGCUACCGAAAGAUAUUUUCAAGAAUAUAAUGCAUUGAAAUUUAAUUAUUUUCAAUGUGAAGAAGAAUAUAGAACAUUGGAGAAUAAAAUUCGUGAUGCCAAGGAAUAUUUUGCCCGACUUAAACGUACCAGUGUUUUCAAUCUGACAUUCUGUAUAUGGCAUACUGGUCCAUUCGGUACGAUAAAUGGAUUUCGUUUAGGGCGUCUGCCCAACAUUCAGGUUGAAUGGCAAGAAAUCAAUGCUGCCUGGGGACAAUGUGCAUUAUUGUUAGUAUCGUUAGCUAAAAAACUUGGAUUCACUUUUCAACGAUAUAAAAUUGUGCCUUACGGAAAUUUCUCGUUCAUCGAAUCAUUGGAUGAUAAAUCGAAACAAUUACCGUUAUAUACAGCCGGUGGUAUUAAAUAUUAUUUUCAUCAAAAAUUCGAUCAAGCAAUGGUCGCCUUUCUUGAUUGUUUACAAGAAUUUUACGAUGAAAUACGACUUCAAGAUCGAAAUUUUAAAUUACCAUAUGAAAUGCAUUCGAAAGGAGAAAUAUAUGAAAAAACCAAUAACGUUCGAUAUUCGAUCAAGAUCUCUAUUAACACUGAAGAAAAUUGGACAAAAGCAUUAAAAUUUAUGCUUACCAAUCUUAAAUGGGCAUUAGCAUGGGUGACGACUAAACAUGAUAAUUAACAACAACAACAACAACAACAAAAUAUUACUGCUGUUAUAAAAACACUCAAAUAAAUUCUGUUUUUAUUAUUAUCAAUCAA
Messenger RNA from Dermatophagoides farinae (American house dust mite), 1628 nucleotides. Its product is annotated as Beclin-1-like Atg6. NCBI's taxonomy places the organism in Eukaryota, Metazoa, Arthropoda, Arachnida, Sarcoptiformes, Pyroglyphidae. The record is from RefSeq and is a predicted model, not a curated record. Gene Ontology annotation, molecular function: protein-macromolecule adaptor activity; phosphatidylinositol 3-kinase binding. Gene Ontology annotation, cellular component: phosphatidylinositol 3-kinase complex, class III, type I; phosphatidylinositol 3-kinase complex, class III, type II; phagophore assembly site. Gene Ontology annotation, biological process: mitophagy; autophagosome assembly; late endosome to vacuole transport.